Messenger RNA from Equus quagga, 3706 nucleotides. RefSeq names its product arylsulfatase family member J (gene ARSJ). Lineage: Eukaryota; Metazoa; Chordata; Mammalia; Perissodactyla; Equidae. Bases 872 to 2668 code for a protein of 598 amino acids. The record is from RefSeq and is a predicted model, not a curated record. The transcript is spliced from 2 exons.
AAAGAACUCCGAGUGCCAAAACUAAGUAAGUUAGCUGACAAAACGCACGCAGCUUGCAGCGCCUCCGCCGGGUGCACCAACUCUGCGGAGACCAAGCGGGCUCGGUGUGGAGCGGCCACGGGGGCAGGGACCCCGCUGCGGUCCCCACGCGCUCCAGCGGCCCGGAGAAGGAAUCGCUGCCCGCAGUUCCUGCAGAGGAGGGGAGGUAGCGCCGGAGGGAGGUCAGGAAACGGCCUUCUCUCUCACUUCGCCGCCUGGUGAGUGUCGGGAAGAUUGACAAACGCCUUGGAGAGGACCGGGAGAAGAGAGAGCCCUGUGAAAGUGCAGACGGUGAUCGGGCAGCCGGUCCGCUCCGGGCAGCGCCUCAUCUGCCCGGGUAAGAGCGAGGCGCGGCGGCUCAACUUCCCAGUGUUUUCCAGGUGAGGGGACCGCUGGACGGGCUGAUGACCCACCGCCAUCCGUGCGCGCGCCCUCGGGGGAGCCCCGCUCCCCAACGUUGAGAGCGCUCUGGAAAAUCCCCCGCCCAAGGGGAUUCUCCAUUCCUUAGUGGAAUUUUUUCUCCCAAGAACUUUUGGGUGGAGGUAUUAACUUUUUUUGUGGAAGCUGCUCUGGGGAGCGAGGAGGAGGAGGAGAAAGUGAAAUCUGAUGGAGAAGAGCGACUCCUUGCUUUCCCGACGGCCCAUCCGUUAAGCCAUCACUUCUGGAAGAUUCAAGUUGUGGGACGUGCUGAUCCUGAGAGGAGCGCAGGGCUUCUUUCCGGGUGGAGACCUCCGCCGCCUGCUCGGUCCACCCCUCCCGCGUGCAUGUGUGCGCCGGCGGCGGCGCGGGGUGCGUGGUUCUGCGUGUCGAGCGUCAGCUGGGACCCGAGUGAAUGGCCCCCAGGGAAUGCGCGGGGCAUCCGCCUCCGCCGCCUCCGCAGGCCUGGGUCUGGCCGGGAAAGAUGCUAGCCAUGGGGGCGCUGGCAGGCUUCUGGGUCCUCAGCCUCCUCACCUAUGGUUACCUGUCCUGGGGCCAGGGCUUGGAGGACGAGGAGGAAGCGGCCUUCCGAGCUCAAGCUGGAGAAAGGCCGGAGCCCAGCACAGCUGCCACCUCCCAGCCCCAUCUCAUUUUCAUCCUAGCCGAUGAUCAGGGAUUUAGAGAUGUGGGUUACCACGGAUCGGAGAUAAAGACUCCCACUCUUGACAAACUUGCUGCUGAAGGAGUUAAACUGGAGAACUACUAUGUCCAGCCUAUUUGCACACCGUCCAGGAGUCAGUUUAUUACUGGAAAGUAUCAGAUACACACCGGACUUCAGCAUUCUAUCAUAAGACCCACCCAACCCAACUGCUUACCUCUGGACAAUGCAACUCUACCUCAGAAGCUGAAGGAGGUUGGAUAUUCAACACACAUGGUUGGAAAAUGGCACUUGGGUUUUUACAGGAAAGAAUGCAUGCCCACCAAGAGAGGAUUUGAUACCUUUUUUGGUUCCCUCUUGGGAAGUGGUGAUUACUAUACACACUACAAAUGUGACAGUCCCGGGAUGUGUGGCUAUGACUUGUAUGAAAAUGACAAUGCUGCCUGGGGCUAUGACAAUGGCAUUUACUCCACACAGAUGUACACUCAGAGAGUACAGCAAAUCUUAGCUUCCCAUGACCCCAGAAAGCCUAUAUUUUUAUAUAUUGCCUACCAAGCUGUUCACUCACCGCUGCAAGCCCCUAGCAGGUAUUUUGAACACUACAGAUCCAUCGUCAACAUAAACAGGCGGAGGUAUGCUGCCAUGCUUUCCUGCUUAGAUGAAGCAAUCAACAAUGUGACUCUGGCUCUAAAGACAUAUGGUUUCUACAACAACAGCAUUAUCAUCUACUCUUCAGAUAAUGGCGGUCAACCCACUGCAGGAGGAAGUAACUGGCCUCUCAGAGGCAGCAAAGGAACAUACUGGGAAGGGGGGAUCCGGGCUGUUGGCUUCGUGCAUAGCCCACUUCUGCAAAACAAGGGAACGGUGUGUAAGGAGCUUGUGCACAUCACUGACUGGUACCCUACUCUGAUUUCACUGGCUGAAGGACAGAUUGAUGAGGACAUUCAACUGGAUGGCUAUGAUAUCUGGGAGACCAUAAGCGAAGGCCUUCGUUCUCCCCGGGUGGAUAUUUUGCACAACAUUGACCCCAUUUAUACCAAGGCGAAAAAUGGCUCUUUGGCGGCAGGCUAUGGGAUCUGGAACACUGCGAUCCAGUCAGCCAUCAGGGUGCAGAACUGGAAACUGCUUACAGGAAACCCUGGGUACAGUGACUGGGUUCCCCCUCAGUCUUUCAGCAACCUGGGGCCAAAUCGGUGGCACAACGAACGGAUUACCUUGUCCACUGGCAAAAGUGUAUGGCUUUUCAACAUCACAGCUGACCCGUAUGAGAGAGUGGAUCUAUCUAACCGAUAUCCUGGAAUCGUGAAGAAGCUCCUGCGGAGGCUCUCACAGUACAACAAAACUGCAGUGCCCGUCAGGUACCCCCCCAAAGACCCCAGAAGUAACCCUCGGCUCAAUGGAGGAGUCUGGGGACCAUGGUAUAAAGAGGAAAACAAGAAGAAGAAACCAAGCAAAAAGAAGGCUGAGAAAAAGCAGAAGAAAAGUAAGACAAAGAAGAAAAAGCAGAAAACAGGCUUCUUUCUAAAUUGCCCUUCAGGUGUUACUCGAGGAUAAGUACCAAUUUUUGACUGUCUGGGUAAACUUAUGUCAAUUCGUUCACCUGUUUUCUAGGGAAACAAGCAAAUUUGGCUCCAUAAUAUCACUGCCAUAAGCAUCAGACUUUUCAUGCUGUGCCACUCCAGAGACUUCUGCCACGUGGUUGCCACAUGGAAAACUGUUCUUGGUGCCAAAGGUGCUACUCUUGUGAGCCACACUUGUGAGGAGAAUGGAGAUGCUUAUUUCUCUUGCUCCUUUAUAGAAGGUGGUCAGGAAUGAGUUCAACUGCUGUGCCUCAGUCCGUUGACCAAGCACUAGGCUUUAAAUCAUUACAAGGGACAAUAACCUGCAAUCGAUGAACAUGCUAAUUGGAUGGGUAUUUACAGGGUAGCGUGAUUAAAAACUACCUUUGAUAAAAUAUAGUCAAAGACUGCCUCACCUCGAAGGCCUUGAAAAAUAUAUUUUCUUAGUGAAUUUUUGUAUCUCUAUCAUAUGACACUUGAGUUUUUAAAUUAACUCUAUUUCAUGUAUCAUUUCCUUUCCUGUGAAAAUAAGCUGUUUUUCUCACGUGUGAGCAGCUUGCACCUCAUUUGAUCAUGCAUGAGAGAAUGGCAGAUAAGAAUGUUCAAGCACCAUGCCAAAACGUGAAUGUAACGAUUUUCUAAACACUUUAAUAGAAAGACAUUUCAGCAUAAAGUAUGUAAUUUAUUUUUACAGAAAAAAUAUUAAUUAUUUUGUUUUCAUAAAAGUUAUGCAAAUGAUUUUUAAUUAUUUUAUUUUUAUUUUCUACACACCAUUAGAAGAAUUUUAUUUCAUAUCUUCGAGAUUAACAAGCACUGUAAUACUAUGUUACUGUAAUACUGUGUGAAUUACAGACUAUAAAAUGAAAAUCAUUCAGAAAAAAGGGUAGUCAUUAUUGUUUGACCAUUAUUUUGAAUGUAAUAAGAUGAAUAUAUUCCUUACAAAUUACUUGGAAAUUCAGUGUUUGUACAGAAUUGAGAGACAACUUUAUUGUUUCUAUCAUAAACACUUUAUUUAUGUAUCUUAAUUAUUAAA